AAUUUCUCCAAAUUAUCCACUAUCUUGCUCAUUCAACACAAUCAUGGCGCCAGGACUGGCAACAGACCUCCCUAUCCACUCGCAUCCAUCCUCCGGAGAUGCCAAACUCAACCAACCACAGUAUCCCACUCCCUUGAAACCCAGCGGCGCCUUGGACAAGUUCACCUUUGAAGAAACCACCCCCGUCAUCGGCCGCGAAUAUCCCACCGUCAACAUUGUCGAUGAUCUCCUCAACGCGCCCAACUCCGAUGAGCUCGUACGCGACCUAGCCAUCACAAUCUCCCAACGCGGCGUCGUCUUCUUCCGUGCCCAAAGCAACCUCACCGACGACCUCCAAAAGACCCUCGUCCAACGUCUCGGCCAACUAACCGGCAAACCCUCCACCUCGACCCUCCACAUCCACCCGGUCCUCAACAACAUCAGCGAAUUCGGCGUCUCCGAUGCCCAAAUCAGCACCAUCAGCUCUCUCGCCCGCAAGAAGAUGUUCGUCCACGACCGUCAACCCGACCAACGUCGCUACGACUCCGCCCAAUGGCACUCGGACAUCCAAUUCGAGCCCGCCCCCGCAGACUACACCUCCCUGCGACUGACCCAGCUCCCCAGCAGCGGCGGCGACACGCUCUGGGCCUCCGGAUAUGAGAUCUAUGACCGGUUUUCCCGCAAGUACCAAGAAUUCUUUGAAGGGUUAACCGCGACCUUCGUGGGUGAUGGAUUCAUCCGAGCCGCGGAAAGGAAUCCCACCCAAGUCAAGAUUUACACGGAGCCGCGGGGGAGUCCGUUGAAUGUGGGGAGGGAGUUGUCGGCCGUGCAUCCGAUUGUGCGGACUAAUCCGGUGACAGGCUGGAAGAGUAUUUUUGCUCUGGGGCCGUUUCCGAAAUAUAUUAAUGAGUUGAGUGCGAGUGAGUCGGAGGAGUUGUUGAGGAGGUUUAGGGCGGUGAUUACCGAGAAUCAUGAUUUGCAGGUUAGGUUUAAGUGGAGGAAUGAGCAUGAUAUUGCUAUUUGGGAUAACAGAAGUGUGUUCCACAGCGCCACGUUCGACUACGAAGGUCUUGGCGAGAGAUUUGGACAUCGGGCUGUCGGAAUUGGGGAAAGACCUUACUUGGACCCGAAUAGUCAGUCAAGGACGGAAGCGUUGGCUGCUAAGGGAUUUUCGGAUUGAUUGAUUGAUUGAUUGAUUGAGAACAUCGAGAUAUAAUGACAUUUCAGCUACGUUUCUCGCAAAUUCUCUUUGCACAGUUGUGUGCAAGUACAAUGCAAUGA
Molecule: messenger RNA, 1260 nt
Organism: Aspergillus sclerotioniger CBS 115572
Lineage: Eukaryota; Fungi; Ascomycota; Eurotiomycetes; Eurotiales; Aspergillaceae
Product: TauD/TfdA dioxygenase family protein
Exons: 3
Coding region: 44-1159 (371 amino acids)
Cellular component (GO): cytoplasm
Molecular function (GO): 2-oxoglutarate-dependent dioxygenase activity
Source: RefSeq, a predicted model, not a curated record